UUUAAUGCUUCUCCACUUCACGCACUCCCCAGAGGCCUAGAGCCGGCACACCGCCAGUCCGCUAUCCGCCACGGUGCCGUCUACCACAGUGAUCGCACACCACCAUUCUGCCAUAGCCAACAGUACUACAGUCUACACUCUACAGGCAGCAUGCUACAGUAGUCAGCACUCACUCCAUUUAGCCACUCGCAACGACCAUACGCCAGACGCUGUCGUCAGACUCCAGUGAUCAAUCGCCAUCUUCAUCGCAGCUUGCAGCUCGCACAGUCACACUGACGCACUCUCGGUCUAUCGCAAGAGUCUCAGAAACACUGUAAUAACAACAAUGGGAAGUAGAACAUUGCUUUCUCUGUGUCCAACAAUGGCAACUGCUGCUACCUUCAACCGGAUACGAAUUGUUUUUCGGACACAGCCAUUCGGGUUGAGGCAGGUGCCCCGCCGGAGCUACUCCACGAAAGCGAAUAGUGCUCUUCAGCCCCCUGAUGUCCCUCGUUUGGCCGAAACAGCUCGGAUUUCUCUCACCCCAACUGAGGUUGAAGAAUUCGGUCUAAAAAUUCGACAAGUGAUAGACUGGUUUGGUCAACUUCAAGCCGUAGAUCUUCAAAGUAUUGAGCCAGCUAUUAGGGCAGAUACUGAAGGUGACAACUUGCGAGAUGAUUUUCCUGAAAUUUUUGAAAAUAGGGAAGCCAUGAUAGCUGCUGUGCCAAGCUAUGAGGAGCCUUACAUCAAAGUUCCCAAAGUGUUGAACAAGGAGUAAUAUGUUCAGGGCUUACUAAUCAAUUGUAGGCCUUCACCCUCUCCAUUCCCAUCUAAUUGGCUUAAAAAUCCAAAAACCGCCAGCAGCUUUCCAUUUCAUUCUUGUUUUAAAUUUCUUCUCUGCAUUUUGUUCCUUGAGGGACUGGGCGUUGCCCCAGAUUCCCAUAUUCAUUCUGAGCUUUGCAUCAUGGACAAGGAGGUUUCUAUAUUUUGGUGGAGUGAGCAAUUGAUAUGAAUACUAUUAUGUAGUAACAAUUGCACAAAAAUGCAUACUUGGCAUGUAAUGUUAUGAAUUUGCUACUUUUUCAUUGUAGGAAAAAUGGUGUAAUUGUGUAAACCAAUAAAGUGAGUAAAUUCCACUAAA
Ipomoea nil (Japanese morning glory) is the source of this 1120-nucleotide messenger RNA. RefSeq names its product glutamyl-tRNA(Gln) amidotransferase subunit C, chloroplastic/mitochondrial. Gene Ontology annotation, biological process: glutaminyl-tRNAGln biosynthesis via transamidation; regulation of translational fidelity. The transcript is spliced from 6 exons. The record is from RefSeq and is a predicted model, not a curated record. Gene Ontology annotation, molecular function: glutaminyl-tRNA synthase (glutamine-hydrolyzing) activity. The coding region runs from base 326 to 757 and encodes 143 amino acids. Lineage: Eukaryota; Viridiplantae; Streptophyta; Magnoliopsida; Solanales; Convolvulaceae. Gene Ontology annotation, cellular component: chloroplast.